AGAAGCGGCGGAGAGUGCAAAUCUUGUUUGGUCUGGGUCUGUGAACUAAAGCGUGACUUUAACGACGUAUUAGGGGUUAAAAGAACGAGCGAGAAAUAAAAGUGCCAUUUGCACCAUGCAUCAGUUCCUUUGAACUGUUGAAAUAAGGCGCUAAGAGAAAGCAUAAUUGUUUCCCAUCUUCGUCAGAUAUUAAAAUGCUCCAAGCCAGACUGGCUUACGCCCCUUUGUGCAUGUAUUAUUAAACUUUAACGUGGACAAAUCUACAUAUGUAUCGUUUAUUGUGUGUAGGCUAUUAAUACAUCGAUGCCCUUUUUACUUUCAGGACGUAAAGAAACUUAAAACUGGAGUUGACGGGGAAAUAAACAUAUCGGAGUUGCCAUAUAGGUGUAUUUUAAGGACACUCUUUGAAUGCACUGAAGAGGAUAAACAAUCAUUAAACAAUCAUGUUAUCCGUUCAUAUCUGUUGGAGAUGUCAGGUGUUAGUCCGAUUAGAUGUGGUGGGCAGGAGCGCGGGGAGACCCGUCAUGCGAGCAGUGCACUGAGGAGAAGGGCUAUAGAGAAGACUGAAGUGUUGAAUGGCAAUCUGUCGCUGAACACACGCGAUCUCCUGUCAGCCAGCGACGCGGGAGACGCGCGUCAAUCGCCCCGGCGCGCUUGGAAGUCUUAAACUCGUCAACUCCGUAAAGACGGACAUAAGUUUGGACGCGCGAACUGCUAAUCGCUCGUUACCGGUGCGCUGCGCUUUGGAUAACAUGCCUGCCAUCAAAAAGGAGAGAUUGGAUGGAGAAGACAUGGCAUUAGCCGCCUUCAACCAGUCCGAAUACCUGGCCCCUUUAAAUGCCACCGCUAUCCCCGUGGUGACCCCUCAUCCGCCGCCGUACGACCACAUUUUCGCCCAUCAUCACCGCGCGUACUUGGAUCUUCACGACCGCGCGCUGCAUCAACAGCACCUUCACCAUCACCCGGACGAUUUCAUGCUGGAGAGAUUCUCAUCUAUACCGGACUUUCAGCCGUUUUUCGAUAACGGGGAGCCUUGUAUCGAAGUGGAGUGCGGGGAAAACAAGGCAUUACUUUACAUUAACAAACUGUGCCAGGGCAGCAAAGGACCUUCCAUCAAAUACCGGGGUGAGUGGCUCACCCCAAACGAGUUCCAGUUUGUGAGUGGAAGAGAAACAGCCAAAGACUGGAAACGAAGUAUAAGGCACAAAGGGAAAAGUCUGAAGACACUUAUGUCCAAAGGGAUCUUACAGGUACACCCUCCAAUCUGCGACUGUCCUGGCUGUAGGAUUUCAUCUCCUGUGAACCGUGGGCGACUGGCAGAGAAACGCACCAUCCCCUUGCCGCCAACACGGGUGCCCAAAAAGGAGCUGGCCUCGGUUUUCAGCAGUGACGACAGCGAGGGCAGUGAGAGGGCCAGCGGAGAUCAUGCAGACAUCAAACAGGAGGAUCUGCACUACACUAUCAUGAGAAAGAGUCGUGACAGUGACCUCUCCACAAUCAUCUCGAAUCUGCACCACACCCGACAGCACGGCAUGCCCGAGGGCCAGCCCUGCUCCGACCUCAACCUCGCCUCUGCACACUCAGAUGACAUUCUAGGCAAGAGGAGAGCCUACUCCCCCAACAGCAGCAGCGAGUGCCCAUCUGACAGCAAGAAGUCCCGCAGCGUCUCUCCUAAAGAGAACUCCCACACGCCAGCGCUGGAGCCGGGCAGUCACAUGACCCCCGAGGAACACUACCGGCGAAUGAUGUCAGCGCUGAACGAGCACAAUUCUUACGAGGAGCAGCAGCAGCGCCUAUACCAACUGGCUAACAACAUGGGUGUCCCUAGCCACGAGCUGCUGCGUGUGCGUCAGGAAGCCAUGGCUGCCAUCAGAAACCCGGGAGGGAUGGAGGCCCACGUUCCCACUGCAGGCAAUUCCUCCAGUCAGCGACGCAAACAGGGUCUGCCACAACACAGAGACGCACACUUCCCUGAGCGAGACAUAUCGCACCCUCCUCCAUUGCUGUCCCCGCAGAAUGCUCCUCACAUCGCCCUAGGGCCUCACCUGCGUCCUCCAUUCCUGGGCAUGCCUUCUGCCCUCUGCCAAACCCCAGGCUAUGGAUUCCUGCAGCCGGCUCAAGCAGAGAUGUUCGCCCGUCAACAGGAGAUUCUUCGUAAACAGAACCUUGCUAGGUUGGAAAUGUCUGCUGAGCUGUUAAGGCAGAAGGAGUUGGAGAACCUCCACAGGCAGCGACUGCUGGCGGACCCGCUGGGCCUGCAUCCCGGGCUCCCCGCAGAACACCCUGCCCUGCGCAGCCUGCAGGAAAUCCCAGAGGGCCACCCGCUCCGAGAGGAGCUCAAUCGUCGCAACGCCAUGCUGGUUUUACGCCACCACAACACCCCGUUGCUUUCGCUCAACCACCAGGGGGCAGCAGCGGGCACUUCCUCUAAAGAACUUAACAACAGGAAGAGCUUGAGGAAAGGAAUGUCACUCCGGGGGGACCAACAAGGGGGUUCGUCUGAUACUAAAGAGAUGCUCGGAGAAGGCUCACGAGAUGAAGAAACAGAGGGAAUCGACGAAGACAUGAAAGACUCUGAAAAUCACGCAGACGUUGAAGACGACCGUCCGGAGAGGAUUUCCAAAGUGGACGCUCACGGUCUCACUUCAGAGGUGUGCCAAGGCAAAGAUGUGACCAAGGCUAGUGAAGGGGUGAAAGAGCUGGGUGAGGGGUCGGGAAGGCUCAGCGCUCCUUGUAGCUCCAUCGGACCAGAGUCGCCAACCCACCACCUCUUCACAUCAGGACUGAGCAAAAGUGAGACCAAGUACAUCCCACCAGGAACGAUACCACCCUUACCCACGCUGCCCGGACAAACGCUGCCCUUCGCCUUUCCGUACACCAGUUCUUAUUUUCACACAGGCGCCAUGGGAGGUCUUUUCGUGGACGGAGAAGAGACGGGUGCAGCCGAGGACAUCAGCAAGUGGAGUGUGGAGGAGGUGUGCAGCUUCAUCAGCAGCCUAGCGGGCUGUGGGGAGUACACACAGGUGUUCAGAGAGCAGGCCAUUGACGGUGAGACUCUGCCACUACUGACUGAGGACCAUUUACUUAACAACAUGGGUUUAAAAUUGGGGCCUGCACUCAAGAUCCGCUCUCAGGUGGCGCGACGUAUUGGCAGAAUAUUCUACAUGACCAGCUUCCCGCUGGCCCUCCCGCUGCCACCAUCUGCUCUACGCCCCCCAGACAGAGACCCCCUGCCCGCCGAGACCCGCCCUCCUUCUACCGGCAGCACUUCCUCCCCAUUCAGCGUGCACCCUCCCGCCUGCCGAACCUCCCCGAAGCAGGAGAACGGAAACCCCUCGUCAGCAGGAGCCUACGACUCCACUAAACCUCCCUCGUAGAAUCGGCCAUUAAAACUCGUGACUGCUUCUCCAUAUGGCAGAGGCAGCGCUCCAGGGAGGAGGUAAAGAUGGAGAGGGCAAGAAGGGGUCCCUCUUUGAACUAUUCUUUCCUUCCUCUUACACCCCCCAACCCUUCACAACCCCUCCCGAAAUAAAAAAACAAACUAGAGGACCUUUACGCAGAGGCACUUAAUGUUUUUAAGGAAAAGUGUGGAGAAAAGAUGAGAGAAGUUUGGGCUGAAAGAACUCCGCCCUGCGCAGGGGCUGCGAGGAAGCCAAAAAUCCAAAGAUGUGCAAAUAGGGACUUGGGGACGAGACAGGAAGCGUUAGUGUGCGAGAGAAAAGACAGCUGCUCUUAAACGGCGUGCCAGAAGGUAGGAGGAAACGAGAAGCGUGCAGCUAGCGCACGAGGUACACGUACGACAUUCUUUUGUGGCAGACGUUGUAGUUAAGCAUCCUUCGCUGAAAUGAACUCUUGCGGUACCCAGCGUGGGGAACACUGAAAGACUCUUUCCUGCUUUCACAGUUGUUGUUCCAAAUUCUCUGGAGUUGGUUUAGUUCUGGCUAAAUCCCCCAAAGAGGAGUAAAUGUAAGAGCAGGAUGGGACUCAUCCGCAGUCUUGACCAGUGCAACUAUGCAUUCCACAGUCCAAAACCAAAGACGGAUGGAUGUGGAAUUUUCAACCGAGAUCUAACAUCGGUGGUAAAACAAGGUACGUGGAUACAGGACCCUGUGGAGGAGGUGGGAUCAGAAAUGACCUCAAAAGAUGGAAAGCACUUAAACUUCCUGUGACCAAAAGCCAUCAGCCAAAGCAAUGGCCACAAACGUCUGGGCCGAUUUUAGUUUCACUACCCCUAAAAAAAAUUAAAAAAAAGACGUGAGCGUUGGUGAAAUAUGUACAUCCAUCCAUAAAUGGAUUUAUGCCAUUGUGAGGUCACAAUAACUGCUGUGGGAAAGACAUGUUAUCCUGAAUUGUACAGAAACAUGCUCAAGAUGAGAAUAUACUGAAGAUGAAAUAAGUGGUACGUUUUGUUAUAUGUAGUUGCACGAGUUUAAAUCUUUAUUACUGAGCAAAAUGUGACUGGCUGACUGACUUGGUGGUACUUUUGUUCAACUUUUCUGUUUGCUGUGUAUUCCAGUUGUAAUAACCAUAAGCCCCGCUCUUUAAAGCCACUUCAGCAUAUAAAUGAGGAAAAUAAUAUUUAUAGGAAUUCGUUUGCUGUCGUUCGAGCGACGAAAUAUUUGAUCCCAAAGAACAACACUUUUCUCUUUGUUGCAGGGAAACGGAAGGCACAAUGCUCUUUAUGCAAAACUUUGAAAUUGUUUUUCUUUUUCAAUAUGUAAGCAAUUAAUUAAAAAUCGUCUCUAGAUUUCCCAUCAAUGUUUUGUCUCCAUCCUAUUUUUCUAUUCUCUGCUGGGUGAAAUAAAUCCUAUUGAAAACCUACAGAUGCUCGUCGCUCC
This is a messenger RNA of Paramisgurnus dabryanus, 4838 nucleotides long. RefSeq names its product sterile alpha motif domain containing 11 (gene samd11). Gene Ontology annotation, molecular function: protein binding; DNA binding. Lineage: Eukaryota; Metazoa; Chordata; Actinopteri; Cypriniformes; Cobitidae. The record is from RefSeq and is a predicted model, not a curated record.